AUGGCGCGGGAGCAGCGCGAACCCCUCCACACCCACAGCGGGAGAGAGGGCCCGGGCCCGGGCCCCGGGCAGCACCUCAGCCGCCUCACACAGCAGCUGCGAGAGGUCCGCAGGAAUACUGGGAAGCGAUGCAAAGGGAAGAGCUUGGAUGAGGCGCUGCAGCUUGUGAAGGGAUUACGUGAGGAAUUGUGGGAAAGGACGGAUGAGGAGUUAGCUCCUCUGAUUUGCUAUGUGCUCCUUCUUCACACAGAGAGCGUCACUCACCUCAGCACCUUUCGGUGCUUUGAACAGAUUAUUUUGCAGCUCGCAGAGGUCAAGGGCUCGUUGGUAAAGGAGAAGAUGCAAAAAAAUCUGAUUGAAAUGGUGCAGCCGAAGAGAAUCCUGUCUCAGAAGGACCUCCAGAUAGUGUGUGGCUUUGUGGAUGAGAGCAGCCUUGGCCGGCAGAUCUGGAGGGACAAUUUGGACCUGCUGUUAAACAAAGUGGCUGACACGUUGAGUGACAUGGUGGAAUGUGAGAGCCAGUACAACAAAGACUGGUGCUACCUGGCCAUGAAGCUGUGCCUCCAGAUCUUCAGGAAUAUGCCCGAGGAGAUUGAACCCAUGGUGUGGGGGGGUCAACAGGGAACACUGCACCUGCAGAGGAUUCUGGGAAAUCUCUUGCGGGUCAUCGCGGGAAGGAUAUUGAGCAGAGACUGCAGGCUGCUGGCCGGCACAGCUCUAGUGAUGCUGAUUAACACAGUCUCUGACCCAGAGAGGGGAGCAGCAACAGCCCACUCACUGCUACACCUGGGGUAUAAAGAGGAGCAAGAAUUUGUCUUGGGGGAGCUGAAGGUGUCACUGCCGGUGCUGAAGACUGAUGAUGCAGAGAGACUGGUGCUGAGUCGAGGCCUUGUUACCUGCCUUAGGAAGGAGAUCCUGGUGUGUCGGCUAGCAGCAUGUAAGAAUGGGGGCUGUGUUUUGCUUGAUGUGCUUUUCGCAAAUAUCUCUUGUGAAGAAAAGAACACCACUGUUUGCUGCAUGCUGGAAGUUCUGUCUCUCUGGUUAAAGUGUGUGAAAGAGAAUUUGGAAGAGAUCUGGAAGCUGACUGAUCGGAGAUUAAUGGCCGAUUGUUCUGCCAUCCAAGCAAACCUGAUCCAGCUGCUAUGGGACAAUGUGGAGAGCCCGGUAGAGGGUGUGCUGGAGUUUGUUCACUGCUCAUUCCGCCUCUUGUUGGAGAUUUACAGAAUGGAGUGCGUCCACUUCCAGCAUCCCGAGCGGCCUCUUUACUCCACGUUACUGCAGAGGGUCAGAGCACUCCCGUGGCAGGCGAAGGCAAAAUACCUCCUACUCUCUUCCCUGGUCUCCUUCAUCGGAGCCAAAAAGGUUUUGGACAGUUAUGAGGAGUUGCCUAAACAUCUGUUGAAGUGCCUCUCAACCAACAACCUCUCUCCGGCAGCCACCGAGCUUUACAAAACCAUACUUCAGGAGCAGCGACGGGAAUGGACGUUAAAGCACAGAGACCUCACCGAACUAGAACUGGCUGAGCUUUGUGCCCAGUGCUGGCUAGUCACGCUGACGGAGGCCUUAACCUCUGAAGUCUCGCUAAUUCAGCAGAACGCAGCCAACUACCUUUUAGUGUGGACGCUGAGGAUCUUCCCAUGUUGUUUUGAUGUAUUGUCUGGAGCACUUGACAGUGGAGACUACGGGCACCAGAGGGCCUGGACCACCCUGCUGAGCACCCAGCGCCUGACAUCCGGCUUCCUGUGUCUGGAUCAGGCGACCCUGAGCAAGAUUAGGGGCUCGCUCCACUGCCUGGAGGAGAAUGUCCGCCUCGACGCUCUGGGUGUUCUAUGCUCCAGCCCCAAAACCAACCAGGCAAUGAGUGAGACUGAGCUGAACCUGCUGCGGGAAUUCCUGCCCCUCAACCUGAACUGUGAUUCCUCGUCUUUCCGCCAACUGCUCCAGACCAACAUUAAGAAGGCUCUGAUGAGGAUCCGAGACAGUUGCCUGCUCUGCCUCCGCUCGCAGGGGAAAAGCAGUUGGAGCAAGAGGAGGGGAACUGAAGCUGUGACUGAAGCACAAUCCAUUCUUUCUCAAGGGGUCGAUUUUAUUCAGUGGUUGUUGGAGCUGAGCGUCACCUCACUCCUCCCAGGCCUGAAUUACCAGCGGAAGAGGACAGCCCUGCUUCUGCUGUCAACCUUGUUAGAGACUUGUACAGACAGCUGGUCACCGGAGAGGAGAAAGGGGCAGCCACCUGAACACACGAGUGAAUUGGUUACCUGGGCGAGACAGCAAGGCUCCUGGGAUUUCUUCUCCAAGUCCACCCUCCUGGUGCUGCUGAACUGCUUGGUGGACGGAACUAAUGAGAUCAGGGAGCUCGCUGCCGAGCUGCUGGUUAGAUAUUUCCCAAAGAGCCUUCCGGAGCCGCUGGGCACAGCACUGUUGCAACGAGCUCUGAAGAUGGCGAGUUGCCCAAGGGUCCAAGUGACCGAGGCCGGAGCUUUGAUGGUGACAGUAGCUCUGCAGAGAUUAAAAGAUGUAGACUCCACCCUUCAGUGCUUGGCAGCCGGACAGUGCGGGGAGGCGGGGCCCUGCGGGGAGGCGGAGCCCUGCAGGGAGGCGGGGCCCUGCGGGGAGGCUGAAGGGAAUGCCCGUGCGGGGCUAUCGUCAAGGCAUUUGACUUUUGUGUCCUUCCUGCAUCAGCUGUUGGAGAAGCAAUACAGUGUGGCUCGGGCAGACCUGCUCCGGGCUGCGAGCACCAACCCCAUGCACGGUUUGAUCAUGUCAUUGAGGAGGUGCCUGACUGAGGUGCCAGAGACCCUGUGCUGCCUGGGGGAGGAGACCCUGGCCGGGGGCUGGCGGGCGGUCCUGGAGAAGCUGUUUAGUACACUCAACAGCCUCAGCCACUUCCUCCUCGGGGUCCUGAACGGAGACCAAGACUCAGGCCCACAUCAGCAACUUACGGCUCCAUCGCUUGCAGACAUGGGGAAUGCCAUCAGAGCAGUGAUCUCCGAGGGGAGGGGGGUGGAGGAGGAGUCGGUGCUGCUGUCUGAGGCCCACGGGUUGAUCCUGACCUGCUGCUGGGUCUCCCUGAAGGAGGUCGGGGUGUUGCUGGGAUGCCUGGUGGAGCAGGUGUUCUCCCUCGGUGUCUGUGGAGCUGGCAGCUCUCUGCUCAGUGUGGCUCAGACAGAGCGGAUCGCUGGUGUUUUCAAGGACAUCCUGCUGACGUGUCGACAUUGGGGCACAGUGGAAGGCUGCAGUGCCGGAUUCACUACAUUUUGUGCUACGCUGUUGAAGCAGCCACUGCUAGAAUUCCAGGAGAUUCCCAAAAGGAUCCUGGAUCAGGGUUUGUCGGUCCUGACGAGGCCGUGGAGCAGCUCGGUUACACGCAGGGCAGCUGGACUACCGAUGCUCGUGCUGUGUGUGGUGUCUGCAGAGAACAGCAGCAGGCGGCCCCUCCUCAAACACUGCGUCACCUCGCUGCUGGAGAUUGCCAGUGACCCCCUGCCCAAGACCUGGGACCAGACGGUGGAUCUGCCCCAGGUUUGUGCUCUUCAUAUGUUAAAAGCACUGACUCAGGGCUCUGGGCUGGGGACAGCAGUGUUACCCUACAUCACAGACAUGGCGAUGCUGUCACUGCGAGCCUUGAGCUCCCCUUCCUGGGCCAUGCGCAAUGCAGCCAUCCAACUCUUCAGUGCUUUGACCACUCGACUGUUUGGCCACAGGCGGAGCCAUGAGAAUCUGUGUGGUCAGGACGGGCCGUCCCCUCGGGCCUUCUUCGUGCUCUAUCCCGAGCUGCAGGAUCUUCUUCUCCGGCAGCUGGAGCUGGCCACUGCUGCCCAGGGAGGCCAACUUCACCUGGUUCCCUCGCUUCACCCCAUCCUCACUCUGCUGGCCAAGCUUCAGCCCAGUGACGACAGCACACACAGUUCUUUCUCCAGGUUUCUCCAACCUUUAACCUUGCUGGCUGCCAAUCCGAUUUACAGCGUGCGAGUGAGUGCUGCAAAGGCCUUGGUCCCGCUGGUUGCCCGCUCUGAAUACGGGAGGGUCCUGUGCGGUUUGACAGCUGGGCUGCCUCCUCCCGGCAGCGGCUCAUCACACAACGCUCUGCAUGGCCGUCUGCUGCAGCUCCAGGCCUUGCUGAGGAGAGCGCUGGACACUGGCUGCUUGGAUCCCGAGGAGAAGCAGUGUGUGGUGCGCGAGCUGGAGGGGCGGCUGUGGCUGGUGAGCACGGCUCAGCGCUGCCCUCUGAUCAGGGUCGCCUACCUGCAGGUCAUUGCCUCCGUGGUGAGGACGUGCAGCCAGGGUUUCCUCGCCCAGCUCUGGGUACUCAUCCUCCCACAGCUCAGGGCUUCCCCCUGCCAGCUCAUGAUUGGAGCUGCAGUCUUCAAGAGAGAUGUUACUCACUUCCUGUGCUCGGAGGCAGCAAGAACCAGGGACCCUCAACAACUGGAGCAAACCCGUCAGUUGUUGGUGUCGGAGGAUGUGGAGGUCCGCCUCGCUGUGCUGACCUGGGUCACCGAGGGGCCUGACAGACACAGCAGUCACUUGUACCCCUUCAUAUUGGCAGAGCUUGUGCAAACCCUGCCCUUGGUGUUGAAGGAGGGCAGUGUGGAGUAUGUGAGCCGCCACCUGGAGGCAAUGGUGCUCCUGCAGGCCAAGGGGCCAGCAGCGUCUGGGUGUCAGGGGCAGAGAGUGGAAUGUAUCCGGGCGCUGCUGACUGAGCUGGAGAAGACUUACCGUGGGCCUGAGCUGUGCUGUCACAUCCUGCGCUCUCUCAGCUCACUGCUCCCGGGAAGCUUGCAGGCAGUGGCUGUUGCCGAUGUGGAGCAGUGGUGCUGGGUGCUGGAGCAGAGCAGUGAGGUGCCAGGCGAGGUGGCACUGAGGCUGGGAGCAGCCCAAUCGCUGGAGCUGGCGGGGGUGGCGGUGGUGGAGUGGGCCCUGAGCACCACUCCCACAGUCGCUGUGAGGCUGAUAAACCAAGGCCUCCGCUUACUGCAGGACGCAGACCAGAGAGUGAGGAAGGCUGCUGCUAAAUUUGCUACCUACAUUCACCUGCUGUCCAGCGGGGAGGGCAGGGAUUUCACUUACCUCCAGAGCAACAAGGGCCUGGUCUGCCUCCUGGAAUUCCUGCUGGCAAACCUCUGGGAAUGUGAGGAGACGUUCGAGAUGCUCAUGAGCCAUGUCCCAGCAGCUGACAUGAGCGGAAUACUGCAGCAACUGGAGAGAAAUCAGUCGGUGAAUCUUUAUGAGCAGGACGAACCCAAUAUCUUUGCAGAGCCAGCCAUAUUCACCAGGCUCCUGUUGCCGUUCCUCCUCCGGAUGGUGGACAGGUUGAGCCUUUCCGCGCCGCACCUCAGACAGCUCACCGCCUGGAGCACAGCACACCUCCCCACUGCUCUAAACAACAUAGACAACUGUAAGCGGAGCUGGAGCCAAGGGAACGGAUUGUGCCUGUUUGAUUUGUUGGCUUCGGGGAAGCUGUGCACCUCUCUGGUGGCUCUGCUCGUCAAGGCUGCUGUACUCCUACGCCUCCUGGAGUUGUUCGAAGUUCAUGACAUGAAUCCUUUCCAUCUUACCUGCACGUCGCACAGACUGAGAUCCGACCUGGAGCUUUUGCACAGACUGCUCACACACAACGGCCUGAUCUCCCCCAGUUUAGCAGCAGAAUUAAUAACCUGGAGAAACCCGGUCACCAAGAGCUGACAGGAAUAUUUCACAUGUAUUUACCAGCAAAAGCCACAGACGAGGCUCAUUCGACUGGCUGCGAGUUCUCUUCCCUCCUCUCCUGACACCGCUGACCUACUGAGCUCCACAGGUCCUCACAUGGUCAGUCU
Molecule: messenger RNA, 5816 nt
Organism: Callorhinchus milii (elephant shark)
Lineage: Eukaryota; Metazoa; Chordata; Chondrichthyes; Chimaeriformes; Callorhinchidae
Product: thyroid adenoma-associated protein homolog
Exons: 32
Coding region: 1-5685 (1894 amino acids)
Biological process (GO): tRNA methylation
Cellular component (GO): cytosol
Source: RefSeq, a predicted model, not a curated record